GUUGUCACUGCAUUAUCGGACGGACGAUGGGCAAUCACGGCUCCAACCUGGACGACAUCCUGGCCGAGGACAUGCACCAUUGGUACAACAAAUUCAUGCGGGAUUCGCCGUCGGGUCUCAUCACGCUGUUCGAGCUGAAGACCAUCCUGGGCCUGAAGGGUAUGACUGAGAACGCCAACAGCUACGUGGACCAGGUCUUCUUCACCUUCGACAUGGAUGGGGACGGCUACAUCGACUUUGUGGAAUACAUUGCUGCCAUCAGUCUGAUGCUGAAGGGGGAAAUCAACCAGAAGCUCAAGUGGUACUUCAAACUCUUUGACCAGGACGGCAAUGGAAAAAUCGACAAGGAGGAGUUGGAGACUAUCUUCACGGCCAUCCAGGACAUAACCCGAAACAGAGAAAUUGACCCUGAGGAGAUUGUCACGCUCAUAUUUGAAAGAAUUGACGUGAAGGGGGAAGGUGAGUUGACCCUGGAGGAGUUCAUCGAGGGUGCCAAAGACCACGAAGACAUCAUGGAUAUGCUGAAGAACCUGAUGGACUUGACGCCCGUGUUGAUGAUCAUCGUGGAGGGCAUAAGGCCGUGAGGGGCAAAGCUGACCGAUAAAACAAAGACAAAAACUGGGGAAAAGUUGCUUGACGCCCCCCCUCCCCGGAGACAUGUCUGCGAUGGACCGACCGUCGUCUCUGGUGAUCAGGUGGACAGAAAAACUCGCUCCCGACACCUCGAUUCCUCGACAGUUGCGUUGAAGUCUCUCCUUCCCAGUUGAAGUCUACUGUAAAAUCAGAAGGGAAGAGACUGAAACAUUGAACUCCAAAAUGUCCAACAACGCCGCAGAAUAUCAUUGUCUCCUAGCAAUGAAAAAAUGAACUAUUGUGCCUAACACUACCCUAGAAGCUCUCUUUAUUACAUGAACAUAGUUGAGGUCAACAAUAAUGCAUCAAAGCGUCAUUCAUUAGCUGAUUUCUGCUGACGGGCGGCUAAGCGUUUUAUCUUGCUCUUCAAGUAUCACCCUUGUGCAAUGCAUGUUGGGAGUCUGCUCUGGCUCAGCCACAUUUUGCUGUGAUCUUCUUAAAAGAAGCUUAAUCCCACUGACUUGUAACGGAGAGCAUUCGAAGCUCCAUCCAACAAGGCUCCUUCCUGUCUGUUUUGAAUCAUUUUCAGGAAACCCAAGCGACAGUACUGCUCACUUGUUUAAAUGCUGUAUGCACAUUUUCUAGUUUUUCAAAUAAAAGCCUUACUCUGUGUGGU
Molecule: messenger RNA, 1249 nt
Organism: Syngnathus acus (greater pipefish)
Lineage: Eukaryota; Metazoa; Chordata; Actinopteri; Syngnathiformes; Syngnathidae
Gene: guca1d
Product: guanylate cyclase activator 1d
Exons: 4
Coding region: 27-584 (185 amino acids)
Molecular function (GO): calcium ion binding; calcium sensitive guanylate cyclase activator activity
Source: RefSeq, a predicted model, not a curated record